AUGGACUUCAUGCUCGGCGGCGUGUCUGGCGCAGUGUCGAAGACGCUGACUGCCCCGAUCGAGCGCGUGAAGCUCGUGGUGCAGACGCAGGAUGCCAACCCGAAGAUCCGCAGUGGGGAGGUGCCCCGCUACACCGGCAUGCUGGACUGCGCCCAGCGCAUCAUGAAGGAGCAAGGCUUCAAGCGAUUCUGGGACGGCAACCUGACCAACUGCAUCCGCUACUUCCCGACCCAGGCCUUCAACCUGGCCUUCAAGGACACGUUCAAGAAGAUGUUCCCAAAGUACAACCCAAAAACCGAGUUUUGGCAGUUCUUUGGCUCCAACCUGGUGUCGGGUGGUUUGGCAGCCGCCGCCAGCAUGACCAUUGUGUACCCGCUGGACUAUGCCCGGACGCGCUUGGCGUCGGACGUGGGGUCCGGCAAGAAGACCUUCAGCGGACUGGGCGACUGCAUCGUGAAGACAACGCAGGGCCCCGGUGGCUUCUUUGCCCUGUACACUGGCUUCGGCGUGUCUGUGUGCGGCAUCAUCGGCUACCGUGGCUUGCAGCUGGGUACCUUCGACACCAUCACCGGUUUGAACCCCUACAAGAAGGACAAGGGCAUCCUGGGAGCCGUCAGCACUUUCGCCGCGGCGCAGACGGCCAUCACCAUCGGUGCAGGUGCCACCUACCCCUUCGACACCGUUCGAAGACGCCUGCAGAUGCAGUCCGAGAAGCCUCCUGAGGAGCACAUCUACAAGGGCACCGCUGACUGCUUCAAGAAGAUUGCCGCCGAGGAGGGCCGCGUCCCCAGCUGCACCAAGGUGGCCGGCUUGGUGGCCGGCCUCUACAAGGGAUUCCUGGCCAACGUCGUGCGCAGCGUGGGCGGCGCAUUGGUGCUGGUGCUCUACGACCGUGCGAAGAUGUACCUCAACCUUUGA
Molecule: messenger RNA, 918 nt
Organism: Symbiodinium necroappetens
Lineage: Eukaryota; Dinophyceae; Suessiales; Symbiodiniaceae
Source: the annotation of a GenBank genome assembly